Messenger RNA from Portunus trituberculatus (swimming crab), 2713 nucleotides. RefSeq names its product plasminogen activator inhibitor 1 RNA-binding protein-like. NCBI's taxonomy places the organism in Eukaryota, Metazoa, Arthropoda, Malacostraca, Decapoda, Portunidae. Gene Ontology annotation, cellular component: cytoplasm; nucleus. The record is from RefSeq and is a predicted model, not a curated record. Gene Ontology annotation, molecular function: RNA binding. Bases 122 to 1387 code for a protein of 421 amino acids. The transcript is spliced from 5 exons.
AGCGAGAAGGGCGGCAGAGCGGCAGUCAACUCACGCCAUUUUGGAUGAUCGCGAGAAGGGAAGGCUGAAAAGCAGCCAAGAAAUCGUAUAAUAUCCUCACCAUCCGAGGAUUUUACUAACAAUGGAGAACUCUUACGGCAUAGGGGUUCGUAACCGUUACGAACUGUUCUACGAUGAAGACAUUGACCCAAUGGAUCUUAUUAAGCAGACGGAAAAGAUAAAGGAUAAGAGCUCCGAGAAGGAAAACAAGGGAAAGACCACUAAGGCCAAGGCUCCCGUGGCCGCCAAGAAGGGCACCAAGACCGAGCCCGCCUCAAAGGCCGCCGACAAGACCAGCGCCCCAGUUGCUGUAACUCGAUCCAGUUCAAGUUGGUCUGGCUCUGAAGCUCCUGAGGAAACUAAGUUGCCCCAGCAGCGAGGACCAAGGCCCAGCGAUGGCAGGGUCAAGUUUUCUGACCGUGAGGAACGUAACAACCGACGCAAUCGCCAGGAAGGAGGAGAAUACAGAGAAGGCCCUCCACCACCAAGAUUUGAUGGUGAAGGCCGUGGUGGAGGGAGUGGGGGAAUGGGCCGAGGGCGCGCCCGUGGCAUGGGACGUGGUCGUGGCAGAGGACGCGGUGGUCCCGGUGGAAUCCCUGGGGGCAUGGACAACCGGGGCAAGAGGGAGUUUGAUCGGCAGAGUGGAAUGGCAACCACUGGGGUGAAGCCCAUGGACAAGCGUGAGGGAUCUGGUUCUUUCAACUGGGGCUCUGACCGGGACCAGAUUGAGGAGCAGUUGAAUGCCACUCCAAAUGCAAAUGAACUCGACACAUCUACUGAGACUCCAGAGAAGGCCCCAGAAGAAGGUGCAGCCCCAGCUGAAGGUGAAGAGGUUGCUAAAGAAGAUGAUAAUGCCAAGGAAAUGACACUGGACGAAUGGAAGGCCAUGCAAGGCACCCGAAACAAACCUUCUUUCAACAUCCGUCGGGCUGGAGAGGGGGAGAAUCAGGCACAGUGGAAGAAGACUUACGUCCUCAAGAAGAAGAUUGAAGACUCUGAUGAAGAAGAGGAGGAGGAAGAGGAAGAAGAAGUGCAUCAUGGGCGCAAGAAAGUUUUACUUCCCAUUGACUUCCAAUUUGCUGACUCCCCUGGGCGUGGCAGGGGCCGUGGCCGUGGCAGAGGUGGACCAGGACGUGGGCGUGGGGGGGAAAUGCGGGGAGGUCGUGGUGGUGGUGGUGGUGGUGACCGUGGAGAACGCGGUGACCGUGGGGAGCGCGGAGAGCGUGGAGGACGUGGAGGUGAGCGCGGUAGCCGUGGCGGCCCAGGCUCCCGAGGUGGCCGUGGAGCACCCCGCCAGCAGGAAGCUCCUAAGAUGGAUGACGAGAGGGAUUUCCCCAGCCUGGGAUAAAAUCUUCCUCCCCCACGUUCUGCCCCUGAGGGAGAAGGCCCCUAGGCCUGCUCCAGCUAGUCUGGCAGCACUGGCCUGGCCCUCACACCGGCUUGUGUCGGAAGGUUAGGGAUCCCUGUGCGUAAGAGUUCUCCAUUGUUCCAUAUCUCAUCGAGCAUCAUUCUUAAACAUGGCAAGUUUUCUCCUGUACCAGAGUGCUGACAGGGAGUUCUGGUGGUGUGACUGACAAGAUCUCUUCACGAACUUUUAAUUAUAUCCACGUUCGGUACAAGAAACGACCAGUUCAAGUUUUUCGUCAGGGAAGUGGUUGAGGCUUGUGACCCUUGUUAUACCUUCCUGUAGUGGAGACUCUGGAGAGUGUUAAUGCUCAAAAGAUAAUUUCCAUUAAUAAGGAAUCCUAAAUGUCACUAAAAGAUUUUGUUGUAAAUAUUGAUGAAGCUGUCAGGUGGGUGCAGGGUAGUGAUGGUUGUAUGCAUGAGGGAGUGUAUGUAUUGCUGCCCUCACUACCCCGGCGGAGGCUUGCCACGCUUUUUGUACUGGAUACUGAUUAACAAAUAGUUGAAUAAAAACAAAACAUCUCUAGUUUUGUUUAAUUCAUGAAACUUCCAGAAAAGGUGUAUUUACAAGUUGAGUUGAUCCUUGUGUGUGUGUGUAUAUAUAUGUAUGAUGUGUAUGAUUAUAUAUAUAUAUAUAUAUAUAUAUAUAUAUAUAUAUAUAUAUAUAUAUAUAUAUAUAUAUAUAUAUAUAUAUAUAUAUAUAUCACAGGCCUAUGGAGUUACUCUGAUUUUGGUGACUACUAUACAUGAUGCAUAAAUCUUUGUACAUUAUUUUGUGGAGUUAUGUAUCAAAUUUUGUACAAUUCCUAAGUCAAAGCAUCAAACAUUUGCACAUUUCCCAGGCAAGAUGUACGAAGCUCCGUUAAAGUCCCUAGUUGACGUAUUUGACGUGAUAUACGUCCUAACUAAAUGUAUGUUUAUGCUAAGGAUCUGUUUCAGUUACCGAGACAGUAACAAUAACAGGUGGUAUAGAGCUGAGCAUCACUCUUCUUGACAGAAUAAGAACAAACAUAGUACAAACUGGCACAUGUGAUAGUUCAUUAUCAGGGUAUGGUGAGCUCUAACAGUUAUGUGACAGCUUGGAGAGACCUGACUGUCCAGUGUACUACCACCAAAGGCGCUUGUUGACGUGUAGCUUUUGAUUGUGUUAAGUAUUUAUAAGCUGUACAUAACAUUGCAAUAUGGCGGCAUUGGGCAAGUUGCACGUGUAAUAUUAUGUUGCAUUCACUGCUCUUCCAUCAGGACAAAAUAAAAUGAAAAUUGAACUGUC